Messenger RNA from Sardina pilchardus (European sardine), 1817 nucleotides. It is a transcript of the gene syap1, whose product is annotated as synapse associated protein 1. NCBI's taxonomy places the organism in Eukaryota, Metazoa, Chordata, Actinopteri, Clupeiformes, Clupeidae. Gene Ontology annotation, biological process: regulation of short-term neuronal synaptic plasticity; TORC2 signaling. The record is from RefSeq and is a predicted model, not a curated record. The transcript is spliced from 10 exons. Bases 125 to 1249 code for a protein of 374 amino acids. Gene Ontology annotation, cellular component: synapse; Golgi apparatus; nucleus.
GUGAAUGCUUGAUGACGUGCGAUGUUUAGCUGCCACAAAAAGCUGAUCAUGGCGUAAUGUUGGUGUAUGUCUAGUGAAAAUAGUCGCGUUUUUCCUACCCAAGACAAACUGCGCUGAGCUCAAAAUGUUCAAAGGUUGGGGUACGUGGUUAGGCCUCGAUGGUGCCACAACACCACCAGAAGGUCUUGAUCAACCCACUGAUGUUGUCGAAAAAGAGAGAGAAACUUCACCUGAUGUGCUGGACACCGAAGUAAACAAGGAAAAAGCAAGUGUAACGUUAGACGAGGAAGGGGAAAACGGUGACCAACAACUCCUGCAACAAACAAAAGGGUUUAGUGGUUACAUUCUCAACUUUGCCAGCAGUGCUACCAAGAAAAUAACAGAGUCUGUAGCGGAGACGGCUCAGACGAUCAAGAAAAGUGUGGAAGAGGGGAAAAUUGAUGGCAUUAUUGAUAAGACCAUACUAGGAGACUUUCAAAAAGAGCAACAGAAGUUUGUCCAGGAGAAGAAUGCAAAAAGGAAUGAUGUUGCUGUUCCACCGUGGGUUGGUUACAACGAAGAGGAAACCAUUCAGCAGCAAAUAUUGGCCUUAUCAGCUGAUAAGAGGAAUUUCUUGAGGGAUCCUCCUGCUGGGGUCCAGUUUCAUUUCGAGUUUGAUCAGAUGUUCCCCGUUGCCUUGGUGAUGCUGCAAGAAGAUGAACUGUUGAAUCGGAUGCGCUUUGAUCUUGUUCCCAAACUUGUGAAGGAGGAUGUGUUCUGGAGAAAUUACUUCUACCGUGUGUCGCUGAUAAAGCAGUCUGCUCAGCUCACUGCGUUGGCAGCCCAACAGCAGGCUGCAGAGAAGCGCCAGGAAGAGAAGACUGAAGACACCGUAGAUGGAGACAUGCCAGAAACCAUCAGACCGAAAACCCCUCCCACUACCAUCAACGCCAAGCCAAAGUCAAAUGAGGAUGAAGAAGAGAUCAUUUCCACCAGCCCAGGAGUGUCUGAGUUUGUGAGUGAUGCCUUUGAUGCAUGCAACAUUGACCAGGAGGACCUGAGGAAAGAGAUGGAGCAACUCGUGCUGGACAAGAAGGAUGAGGCGUCUCCACAGGAUGAGGAGACGGCUGAUUGGGAACGCGAGCUACAACAGGAGCUCCAAGAGUACGAGGUGGUAGCUGACGCCGAGAACAGAGAUGACAACUGGGACAAGGAGAUCGAGGAGAUGCUGCAGGCGGAUGAAUUCACACACCUCAGCAGCACCACUUAAGAUCAGACUUGUUGAAGUCAACCAACAUUGAUUAGCAUAUGCGGUGGUGUGGUCUGUUUGUCUUCAGGUGGUAAUUUGGACAUGAAUUUACUUUGGCUAUAAGCACACUAAAAUGAGUUGGAGGAUGUAUUAUUAUUACAGCCAACGGGUCUUUCCAUCAGUCAUGGGACCUUUUAGUGUCUUUCUCUUUGUAUUACGGAUACUGUAUCAUUUGGUAAUGGCAUAUUCAUGUUUAAAUUUAGAGAGUUGCAUCUUCAGUCAGAUUGAGUGGGAUGUUUUUAUUACUUCAUGCUCUUAUUAAAUCAUCUGUCUUUUAAAGAUUUAUGUAUAUUAUUUCUCUUGUCAAGUAUCUAAAUGGACAGUCUUGUUUGUAAACAACAAAAUGGUAAUAGAAUUCCCUUCUAUAAGGAGACGUAUAAGAUAAGAUCACACCCUCUUUAGUAGAGACUAAGUUACCUAUGGAACACAUUUUCAUAUUAUAUUGUUUGACAACGCUGAUGCUUGUUUUACUUUACAAUGCUGUUAGCUAUGCUACUGUUAAGCAAAAUAAAGACAUUGCCUUUCAGCA